Messenger RNA from Cyclopterus lumpus (lumpfish), 2102 nucleotides. It is a transcript of the gene riok1, whose product is annotated as RIO kinase 1 (yeast). Gene Ontology annotation, biological process: maturation of SSU-rRNA. The record is from RefSeq and is a predicted model, not a curated record. The coding region runs from base 310 to 1962 and encodes 550 amino acids. The transcript has 17 exons. Gene Ontology annotation, cellular component: preribosome, small subunit precursor; cytosol. NCBI's taxonomy places the organism in Eukaryota, Metazoa, Chordata, Actinopteri, Perciformes, Cyclopteridae. Gene Ontology annotation, molecular function: protein serine/threonine kinase activity; ATP binding.
UUGUUGCACAACCCGGCAUGACAAAUUCUUUGUAUGUGAAAACAUACUUACAAUGAAAGGUUCUGAUUCUGAUUCUCAUUCACUGAGCUACAUUUCGCUAAACACCCUCGUCACUCGCCGUAGUCACGUGUUCAAACCCGGAAGUAAAUUUAACACGCUGCCGUGUGAGAAGCUGCUCCGACGAGGUUUCGAUCAGUUUGGACUAGUUUGGACCGGGUUUGGUUCCUGGAUCAGUUCUGGUUUAAAGAUUCUGUUCAUAGGUUCUGUGUGACGUCAUGUCGCUGGUCAGCUGUGUACCUGGACAGUUUGAUGACGCAGAGGAGUGACCAAUCAGAGCUGUUUGCUGCAACGCAUCAAAGCAGCGAUAUCACUCUCCAGCCUUCAUCAGACCGACAGCAGGAGGAAUAUGAUGAUGAAGAUGAUGAUGAAGAUGAGGAGUGGGCGUGGUGUUCUGCAGGAGGAGAUCUUACCAAAAGAUACAACAGGACAACCGUCAGCUUUCAGUCCAACAGACAGAAUCCGUCCAAUAAGACGCUGCGGUCGACUCCGUCUGAUAAAGCUCUGAGGAAAUAUGAACACAAGAUCAACCUGGAUAAACUGAAUUACGCCGACUCGGUGAUCAACAAAGUGACGACUAUGCAGAAACAGAAAGAAGCCGCCACGUACAGAGUGAAAGACAAAGCCGACCGAGCCACAGUGGAACAGGUUUUAGAUCCUCGAACUCGAAUGAUUCUCUUCAAGAUGUUGAGUCGCGGAGUCAUCUGUGAAAUCAAUGGCUGCAUCAGCACAGGGAAGGAGGCUAAUGUUUAUCACGCCAGCACCUCUGCAGGAGAAAGUAGAGCCAUUAAGAUCUACAAGACCUCCAUCCUGCUGUUCAAAGACCGGGACAAAUACGUCAGUGGAGAGUUCAGGUUCCGUCAUGGUUACUGUAAAGGAAACCCCAGGAAGAUGGUGAGAACCUGGGCAGAGAAGGAGAUGAGGAACCUUAUCAGGCUGCAGACGGCAGGAAUCCCGAGUCCAGAACCAAAGCUGCUCAGAAGUCACGUUCUGCUGAUGAGCUUCAUCGGAAAAGACAACAUGCCGGCUCCUCUGUUGAAGAACGCGGCGUUGUCGGAGUCGAAGGCUUGUGAGCUCUACCUGCAGGUUCUACAGAACAUGAGAAAGAUGUUCCAGGAGGCUCGACUUGUCCACGCUGACCUCAGCGAGUUCAACAUGCUAUAUCACAACGGAGACGCUUACAUCAUUGACGUGUCCCAGUCGGUGGAGCACGACCAUCCUCACGCGCUCGAGUUCCUCAGGAAGGACUGCAGUAACGUCAACGAGUUCUUUGUGAAGCGCGGCGUCGCGGUGAUGACGGUCAGAGAGCUUUUUGACUUCAUCACCGACCCAUCGAUCACCUGCGACAACAUCGACCAAUACCUGGAGAAGGCAAUGGUGAUUGCAGAUGAGCGGACGUCGGAGCAGCGGUCGGAUCAGGACGGAGUAGACGAGGAGGUGUUUAUGAAGGCCUACAUCCCCCGCACUCUGACGGAGGUGAGUCACUACGAGCGAGAUGUUGACCUGAUGAGGAUGAAGGAGGAGGAGUCGGCCAUCUUUGGACACGACGACAAUGUUCUGUACCAGACGCUGACCGGACUGAGGAAGGAUCUGUCUGGAGUUCAAACGGUUCCUGCCCUGCUGGAGAAUGACCUGUCUUCAUCCUCGGAGGAGGAGGAUGCAGAAGAAGAAGAAGAAGAAGAUCAUCAGCAGGAGAAGAGUGAGGAAGCCCAGAUGGAAAAAAAAGGAAAAGAAGAAGAUAGUGAAAGAAGCUCAGAGAGAAAAAAGAACAAAAAAAGUUCCAAAACACGUGAAGAGGAGGAAAGAGAAAGUGUCCAAGAUGAAAAAAGGCAAAUGAAGACUUCUUGUUUGUCCGUAUGGACUCCCUGUGUAUCUCUGACCCCUGAUCCCCCCCCUGACCUCUGACCCCUGAUCCCCUCUGACCUCUAAUCCCCCCUGACCUCUGACCCCUAAUCCCCCCCUGACUUCUGACCCUUCAGCAGCACAACAAACUGCAAUCACUUUAAACUUCACAAGAAACUUUUAAUAAAAUGUUUUUAUCAUCA